AUGCAUAGAAAUUUAUCAAGAACAGAAGACAAAAAGAAACACCGCCGUCCUGAACGUAAAAAUCGAGUCGACGAAAAUACAUACCAGGUUUCUAGAUGGACGCCACUGAUCAAAGAUUUAAUGGAGAAUUGUAUUGAAAACAAGUUGGAUCCUAAGCAAUUUCCAUUUGUAGGUGCUAAAGAGAAUUCAACUGGAAACCCCACAGCGUCUAGGUAUACAUUGCCCUGUGCAUCGUGGUAUAAACCAAAAAAAUCAACCGAAAAUAAUGGUUCAAGAAUCAUAUUGUUCAUGCUGGGCGGAGUCUCGUAUUCAGAAAUGAGAUGUGCAUAUGAAGUAUCAAAAAACUCUACAAACUGGGAAUUCAUAAUUGGUUCAUCAAACCCACUGACGCCAAACCAGUUCAUUCAAAAUUUGUCCAAAUUACAUAACGAAUAG
Melanaphis sacchari is the source of this 435-nucleotide messenger RNA. Its product is annotated as syntaxin-binding protein 1-like. Gene Ontology annotation, molecular function: syntaxin binding. Bases 1 to 435 code for a protein of 144 amino acids. The transcript is spliced from 4 exons. Gene Ontology annotation, cellular component: secretory granule; plasma membrane. Lineage: Eukaryota; Metazoa; Arthropoda; Insecta; Hemiptera; Aphididae. Gene Ontology annotation, biological process: vesicle-mediated transport; intracellular protein transport. The record is from RefSeq and is a predicted model, not a curated record.